AUCGAUUGAACCAACCCAACCCCACGCGACGCGACCCACUCCCCACCCCUUCCCCCUCCCCUCCCCGCCGCUGCCGGCGAUCGCCGGAGAUGUCAUGGCUCGCCCGCUCCCUCGCCACCUCCCUCAACAUCCCCGAAGAUGACCCAGGCGCCGACGACGACCCCGACUCCUACGCCGCCGCCGCCGCCCCGUCUCCCUCCGCGCGCAAUCCGCAUCCGCCGCAAUCCGUGCAUCCCCACCCUCCGCAUUCGGCCGCGGCGGAGGGCGUCAAGGAGGACCUCACCGAGCUGUCCAAAACCCUAACCCGGCAGUUCUGGGGGGUCGCGAAUUUCCUCGCGCCCCCGCCCGGGGAGACCUCGCCCUCGCCCUCCCCGCCAUCGGCGGAGGCCAGAUACGGAGGUGGAACCGCGCAGACGCCGCCUGAGAUCUCCGGGAUCCGCAGCGAUUUUGCCGAGAUCGGCGGGAGGUUCAAGAGCGGGAUCUCGCGGAUCUCGAAUCACAAGGCCAUGUCCGGAUUCUCUAGGAUUGCCUCCAAUUUCUUCGCUGAUGAAGACGAGGAAGAAGAGGAAUUGGUGGAUGCGGUGAGGGGCUACGGGGUGGAAGAGCAGAGGGAAGAGUUGAGGUUUCGAGCGGAGGAGGUGGCGACGGACAGGGUAAGACAUGAGGCAGAUGAUUACGAGGUGAGGCAUGGUUGGGAAGAGAGUGUACGGCAUAGGGUGGACGACGAUGAAGCGAGGCAUGAGGUUGACGACGAUGAGGGGAGGCAUGAUGAGUGGGAGGAGAGGCUAAAACAUGAGGCGGAUGGCGGCGAGGUAAUGCAUAAAGAGCUGGAUGACCACGAGUUGGAGUUGGAGACUGUAAGACAUGAGGAGGAGGAGGAGGAGGUCGAAGAGGAGUGGGAUGUGAUAGGAAUCACCGAGGAGGUGCUUGCAUUCGCCACAAACAUCGCUAGGCACCCCGAGACCUGGCUUGACUUCCCACUGCUCCCUGAUGAUGAUGACUCUGAUGGGCCAUUCUCAUAUUUUGACAUGUCGAAUGCUCAGCAAGAGCAUGCCUUGGCUAUUGAACAGCUUGCUCCUAGAUUAGCUGCUUUGCGGAUUGAACUAUGCCCAAUACAUAUGAGCGAAGAAUGUUUUUGGAAAAUUUAUUUUGUUCUCCUACAUCCUAGACUGAACAAGCAUGAUGCUGAGCUUCUGUCAACACCACAGAUUGUUGAAGCUAGAGCGAUGCUUAUGCAAUGUUUGCAGCACCAGUCAAAGUUUGAAACGGAGCAACUAUUUCAUCGUAAAGAUGAUUUCGGCAUGCAUUCAGAAGAGGAUACCUCCAAAGAUAUUCCAGAGGUAUUCCCAUCUAUGCUACAACAGACCGCUUCCGUCAUCCCUAUAACAGAUUUUGAGACCGAAAAGCAUCCUAUCCAAGUAACUGAAGUUGCAGUAGUCGACAAAUCUGUCAUCAAAGAGCAGCUUACCAAGGAUGGUAGCAAGACCCCAAAUGUUUUGCAAGAAAGCUUUGAUGAUGACAUAGAUGAUUGGUUCGACGAGGAGGCCGAGCUCUCCGGGCACACAACCAUUCCCAUAGGUGAUGAGGAAGAUGUGUCUUUUAGUGACUUGGAGGAUGAUGAUGGGAAAUGAUUCUAGGUCAUGGGCAAUUUCAGCCUGUAUGUUGGAAACUUGCCUUUUCUACUGUACAAGCGAAGUUGAAAUCGUUUUGUCAAUAGAAUGAAAGCUGUAUAGUGAAGUAGAGCUGCUUUGUUUUGGUUUCAAGCUGCCCGGUUGGAAGCAGUGAAAGUAGAGCUGCUUUGUUUUGGCUCAAGCUGCCCUGAUGGAAGCACUGUGGUCACCAGCAUUACGGUUUGUAAUCUUAUUCUUUUAAUCCGUGUACAUAAGCAUUGGUGAUGUUUCAAGUUCACGACAAUAAAAGUUCUAUUCGUUGGUUGGUUUUUAAAGGAUUGCACUUGCACAUCCACACUAUA
Molecule: messenger RNA, 1972 nt
Organism: Oryza sativa Japonica Group (Japanese rice)
Lineage: Eukaryota; Viridiplantae; Streptophyta; Magnoliopsida; Poales; Poaceae
Source: RefSeq, a predicted model, not a curated record